CCACUGAGCCCCACCACCGCCACAACCUCCCCCUAGCUCCGGCGAGGCGCACGGUAAUGUUUCUUUUUCUGGCACCAGAAGUAAAUAAGUCUACAUUCCGUCAACUGUCCACCACUUAUUUCAUCGCCAGUUCACUUUCGUUCCGUCGACUGUCCACUCUCACUCCGUCCACGCUUCCCAUCAUGGCUGCCACCCGUUCCCCCACCGCCUCCACUGGCUCCAUCCACAGAAUGUACCAGAUCUACUACCACCACUUCCCCCACUACAUGUUGACCAAGAACGAGAGCUUCACCCUCCACUUGUUCCUUUUAUCGUUCUUGUUUUUCAUCGGCUACGGCAUCUACAGCUACUUGCCUGCCACCAUCAUGUUCUCGUUGUCCCGUGGCUACUACUACUUGUGGGGCCAAGAGGUGAAUGCUUAGAGUGCUGACUGAAUCAUGAUCCAUACUUCCCAUUUCUCGGGAAAAGCCAUCCUCUGGUGAUACCACCAUACUACUCUCGUCACCUCCCAUACCCACACAUUACGCUGUGAACAUCCCUUCAUGGCUCCACUAGCCAGCAGCGCAGUCUGCUACGCGCUGAGCGCUUGAUUAUGCCCAAAACACCACUAAUAACACUCCAUCUCCCACCACAGCCAUAUGACCCGUCUCCCUCUACCUGUAUACAAUAGACACUUUGUUUGACUGGUGUAGCCUCCAUGAGUUCCUAAUCUAUUGGUAAAAAGUGCCGAUGGACUAAUAAUAUAGCAGCAGCAAUUAGCGAUAGUCUCAGAAAUAGGAU
Messenger RNA from Suhomyces tanzawaensis NRRL Y-17324, 780 nucleotides. RefSeq lists its product as uncharacterized. The transcript has a single exon. Lineage: Eukaryota; Fungi; Ascomycota; Pichiomycetes; Serinales; Debaryomycetaceae. The coding region runs from base 183 to 422 and encodes 79 amino acids. The record is from RefSeq and is a predicted model, not a curated record.